This is a messenger RNA of Haemonchus placei, 396 nucleotides long. NCBI's taxonomy places the organism in Eukaryota, Metazoa, Nematoda, Chromadorea, Rhabditida, Trichostrongylidae. The record is from the annotation of a GenBank genome assembly.
AUGCUUCGUCUAGCGGUCUUUGUCGGCGUCUUCGCCUUUUCGUUGGCAGCAGCUCCGAGACGGUUGACUCGAGCUGCAGCUGGAGGAGAACACCAAGAUGGAGAAGCACAAGUUACCAUAGUAACCUGGUUCGACUACGAAGCAAACAUGGUUCCUUAUUUUCUGCAGGCAGUCAGAUCAAAUGUGGAGCAGCUUGAGGAAAGCCAUGAUGUCUUCUACGAUCCUCGGCUGAUCGAUUUGAAAGCAGAGAGCAUCGAUGGAAAGUAUGCUGCCGUCUAUACCAUCCGUGGCAUAAAAUGUGAAAAGUUGGACGGCUUCAUCUCAGCAAUCAAGAAUAUCAAAUCACUCACUGCGCGAGUCAUCGUCACUUGCGGAGGCGAAACAAGGGAUUUUUAG